Messenger RNA from Hyphopichia burtonii NRRL Y-1933, 1761 nucleotides. It is a transcript of the gene HPC2, whose product is annotated as Hpc2p. The record is from RefSeq and is a predicted model, not a curated record. Bases 109 to 1761 code for a protein of 550 amino acids. NCBI's taxonomy places the organism in Eukaryota, Fungi, Ascomycota, Pichiomycetes, Serinales, Debaryomycetaceae. The transcript has a single exon.
CUCAAACUUUACAUUGAACAGCAUAGAAACCAUAUAAUUGGGAAGUGGAAUUGGAAAUAAAUUACUUAUUUCUAACAAUUAUACACACAGAGAAAUAGUUUUCCAAACAUGUCGACAAACCCACGUAAUAACGUCCCCAUCUCACUGUUGUUAUCACUUUCUAACGACGAUGAAAGCCAACAAGCAGCUGUAUAUCAACAACAAGUCAAUAAUGCUCCAGGACAGCAAGGGCUACCCGUGAGGAAUGCAGUUUCUCAAUUCCAAGCUACAUUUGGAGACUCCAGGUCUCCAUCUACUGAACCAAAUGGUAUACAAGCCAGUCGACCACAUUCUCAACAUGAAAUAAUAACUAUAGACUCUGAUUCUAAUGAUUCACAACAGUCAUCAUCAUCCGCAAGGCUUAUACCUGGUCUAGGCCCACCUCAAAGAGAACGCUCCAAACCGAAGAAACCAGUAUUGAUCAAACCAAACUCUAAUUUACCAAUACUCGUACCUAAAUCCAAUGGGAAUGGAACCUCUCAUUCUCCAUCGCCUAAUCCACCUCAGAAGGUCAGUCCUUUACCCGCAGUUAAACAAUUCCAAACCACUUUUUCGUUCGGUGGAACCCCAGAUCCAGCGGCAGGUUCACCACCAUUACCAAUUAGUAAAACAUCAAUCAAUUCUAUAAUAAAUAUUGAUGACGAACCAACCAAAACUGACGAAGCACCGAAAAAGAAGCGCGCUCCGGCAAAGAAAAAGGAUGGUGAAACUGCUCCAAAGAGAAAGAAGCCAAACCCAGAAAAGUCAUCCACUCCAACUGAUGUCAAAAAGAAGAAAGUGGCUCCCAAGACAGAAAAUGGUGCCAGUACAGAACGAAAGAAGCCAGGUCCUAAACCAAAGAAAAAAACCCCCGAGCAGGGUGCUUUAGCCCCCGGUGCAACUACUGGGUCAAUACCACAGAAAGCAUCCAAUAAACAUUCAUCAACUAAAUCUAAUUCUGCGGGCCCUUCGCCUCCACCGAAACCCUCAAUUCAUCCAACCAUGACUACUGACAAAAGCCAGCAGCCAACAGACAUUAAGCUUGCUGCUCCCAAAUUUGAUGACUUGGAUGAAAUACUGGUGAAAAAAGAAGAAUCACAACCUAUGGACAAUGUGUCCAAAACAGAAGGUCAGAUAAAGAAUGAAACUACUAUAGGCAAAGAAGAAGAAAAGAACGGUGUGAAUGAUAAAGAAGAAGAGAAGGAAAAAGAAAAAGCAAAGGUUGAACCACCAAUAAUAUCUUUGAAUAUUCCAUUAAUUGACCCAAACAAUCCUAAACCGGGUCAAUCUGAAGUUAUUAUCAAUGUAUUAAAACUUGCCGAAGAUAAAUAUGGCUGGUCGACAAUCCACCCCAAUGCCAAAUCGGCCAUCGACCUUAUGGAUGAAAUGAUUGACGAAGAUGAAGAUAUAAUAGAAGAAGACGAAGAUGACGACUUACAUAUCGUAGAAUCAAAUUCUACAGAAAAACAGAUCCCAGCAAAUACUCAGGCGUCUAAGCAAAAGAAGAAAGAAGAUGAAGAAUUGACAGAAGAACAAUUAGUUAGACAACAUGAAGUCAAAAUGAUUAGAAAAGUUGGUAAAUAUGAUUACGAGGAUCCAUUCAUUGAUGAUGAAGAAUUACAAUGGGAGGAGGAAAUAUCUUCAACGAAGGAAGGUUUUUUUGUUUAUUGGGGACCUCUUGUUGAUGAUAGAAGUCUAAAUACGGGCUCAAACAAAAAAGGCUCUUCAAAAAGUAAAAAAUAA